Conger conger (European conger) is the source of this 5250-nucleotide messenger RNA. RefSeq names its product calmodulin-regulated spectrin-associated protein 3-like. Gene Ontology annotation, biological process: negative regulation of microtubule depolymerization; cytoplasmic microtubule organization; neuron projection development. The record is from RefSeq and is a predicted model, not a curated record. Gene Ontology annotation, cellular component: microtubule minus-end. Lineage: Eukaryota; Metazoa; Chordata; Actinopteri; Anguilliformes; Congridae. Gene Ontology annotation, molecular function: calmodulin binding; microtubule minus-end binding; spectrin binding.
CAGCGAAGCGGAGUCAAAUAAUGUGUUUUAUCCUCUGAAGCCGACAUAGCGGCGGUCUGUCUCCUCCUAGACACGGAAACCGUUAUCUCAAACAAACGAACGACGGGCCGGACUCGCCUGACAUCAUUUACCCGGAUUUAAAAGGGAUUCCUUGAAUCGAAACUCGCCUCCCCUUAUUUCGGAUGCUAUUGCAUCUAUUCUAGAACGGCCGCUGCGUUCCCAUCCAGAAUGCACAAUGUCCUUAUUCUCCAGGCCCAAGCCGGAGAGAUACCAAUAGAAUGACUCCUUGAAUUUCCAUCUCGUUUUUCUUUUUUUCUUUUUUUACGCCCCAAGCUACCUCCUCUUUGUAUCGCUCGCUUCCCUCCCUCUCCCCCCCUCCGGAGGCCACUGCACGGAUUCUGCUAUGGUGGAUUCGACUGCGAUGAGGAAGACGUUCACGGUGCCGGAGAUCAAGCCUUUGGACCAGUACGAUUUCAACCGAGCCAAAAUAUGCGCUAGCUUAGGGUGGCUUUUGGCUAAAUCCUACGGCGCUGCAGAGAAUGUUCCGGUUGAUCUGCAAGAGCCCUUCUACCGGGACCAGUAUGACCAGGAGCACAUCAAGCCUCCCGUCACACGCCUCCUGCUGUCCUCCGAGCUCUACUGCCGAGCCUAUGGCCUGCUGCUGGGGGCCGGGAGCCCCGCCCCGCCCGAAGGGCCCCCCCGGGACGGCCCCACCCUGCUGCGUCUCCUCGCCAAGAGGGGCGCCCCCCCGAAGGACAGAGACACCCCGGUGACAGAGGCAGACCUCCGGCACAAACCCAUACGGAUGAGUGCCCACUUGGCGGUGAUGGACGCGCUGAUGUCGGCGGUCGCCAUGGAGACGGUUGGCAUGGUGAAGAUGCCGAGCGGGGUGGAGCAGCUGAGCGGCGGGCCCGUCUGGGAGAACGCCGUGCUCUACUGGAUCAACAGGUUGAAUCAGAAGCUGAGAGAGAACACAGAAGGAGAUCCUCCACAGACAUCUCCGCCCAGUACAGACCUGCAGACUGUUCAGCCCUCUUGCCCCACCCGGUGGUACUGGAAACUGGUUCCUCAUGCCAUCGCUUUUUGUUUGAAGGAGUCGGGGAAUAAGCCGCCUGUGAUCCGCUACAGGAAGGACAAGCUGCUGCCCAAGCAGACGCCCACCUUCCCAUUGGUCACCGGGGUCAAGGACCUGUCCAAUGGCUGUGCUGUCGCCGCGGUGAUCCACUUCUACUGCCCCGACCUGCUGCGGCUCGAGGAUGUUUGCCUGAAGGACACCAUGUCGGUAGCAGACAGUCUGUACAACCUGCUGCUGAUCCGAGAUUUCUGCGAGAGCUGCCUGAAGAUCUGCUGCCCCCUGCUGUUGGAGGACCUACUCUACACCCCACCAGGACUGCGGGUGAACAUCCUGGGCUUCAUGGCGGAGCUGCUGGACUGGUUUGAGGUGCGCAAGCCGGACUUUGUCCGACCAAGAGAGACACUGGACCUGGCAGACGUCUCCGCUCUGCCCGACUGCACAACCCCCACCAGCGGGAACAGCAACAGUGCCUCCCCCUCCUUCAUCUUCAAGCAGCCCUUCCUCCCAAUUUCCUCACCGGUGUCACCAGGGGGCAAAGGGUUGUUGACUCGGUCUACCUCACUGUCUCCCGUAGAGGGUGUGGGGAGAGCGUGGAGCAGGAAACAGAUCAGUCGCCCUCUGUCGGCUGUGUCCUUCAGUAUUCCCUUUGGUCUGGACAGUGAUGUGGACAUCGUGAUGGGGAACCCGGUCAUGACCCGCUCAGCCAGCUCCGACAGCCUGCAUCCCGCCAUCCCGGCCAUGACCCGGGCCCCCUACACCCCGCCCGAGGACCUCAGCCACCUGCUCAGCAAGGCCCCCGAGGGCCGCGGCCCCCAGAACGGGCCCCUGGCCCCCCACAGGGCGUCCUGGGGCGCGCAGACCAAUGGCGUGGCGGUGGGGGAGGACCUGCCCACCAUCGAGGAGGCCCUGCAGAUCAUCCACAGCGAGGGCAAGCUGGAGCCCCGCCUCCUACCCGAGGGCGCGGCCGACGGCUUCUUCCUGCACGACGACCCCGCCCUGGCCCGCCUCUGCAGCUCCGCCCCCUCGCGCUCUGGCAUGCUGUACCGCCCGGCGGGCGCGGAGGGAGAGAGGGAGAGAGAGAGGGAGAGGGAGAGAGGGCCAGAGCCGGGGAGAUCGCACCGGCGUUCGCGCCGGACCUCCAACGGUUCCCGUGACGACGACUCGGUCCUGCGCGACGGCAGCGUGGACUCGGACGCCUCGGAGGAGCCGCCGAAGGCCCGCUCCACCCCGGCCACGCCCGCCCACGCGCCCAGCAACGGAGCCGCCGCCCCCGGCAACGCCGCCGCCGUCAGGAUGACCAGCUUCGCCGAGCGCAAGAAGAAGAUGGUUCCCGCGGAGACGCCCUCGUCCCCGGUCGCCGGGGGCGACGGCGCGGGGGACAGCCCGGGCCGGAGCCCCGCCCUCAGCACGGAGAUGUCGGAGCUGGGCGCCCGGCUGGAGGAGAAGCGGCGCGCCAUCGAGGCGCAGAAGAGGAGGAUCGAGGCCAUCUUCACCAAGCACCGGCAGCGGCUGGGCAAGAGCGCCCUGCUGCAGCUGAAGAGGCAGCAGCAGGGCGAGGGGGAGGACCCGCUCAGCGGCCUCUCGCUGGAGGAGCGGCUGGAGCGCAUGGAGAGGGAGGCCGAGGAGGCGGAGAAGGAGGAGGCCGGAGGCGCCGAAGAGCUCCCCCCGGUGGAGCAGCCGGGCAACUGCAAGCCGGCCCCGGCGCCGCGUCUGGACAAGCAGAAGGUGCCCCUGGGGGAGUACACGGUGGCGGUGUCGCGGCUGAACGAGGCGCUCAGCUCCCUGCAGAGCGACAUGCAGCGGCUGUCCCAGCAGCAGAGGCUGCUGAUAAGGCGCAAGACCGCCCCCGCCACCCAGGCCUGGGUCAUCCCGGCCGGGCCCAAAAGAGCCGCCGCCCCGGCCGUGGCCGGCUCCGCCCCUUCGCCGCGCAUCCCCCGCGAGUUCACCGCCUCCUCGUCCUCUCCGUCCCCGUCCCGCAGGGCCCCCGCCACGGCCACGCCCCCCAAGUCCCCGCAGACGUCCCAGCACCGACGGGCCCAGUCCGUGCCCCCGAAAAGCCCCAAGCACCACUCCCGCCCCCUGGACCUGAAGUUCCCGCCGCUGGCGCGCGUCCUCACCCCGCCCCAGAACGUGGACACCCUGCCCCACCUGCGGCGGGCGUCGCCCAGCCGGUGCCAGGUGCAGACGGCCUCCUCCUUCAGCAUCGGCGGGCCCCGGAGCCCCCGCCCCCCCCUGCCCCUGCCCCGGCCGGCUGAGGACAGCUCCUCCGAAACGGGCUCCAGCGAGGACCCCGCCAUCUUCACCCUGGAGCUGGACUCCGUGGGGCCCCCUCCGCCCCCGCCGCGGCCCCCGGCCCGGAGGGACCCCGGCGGGGGCGGCAGCUCGGGGGCCCCCUCCGAGUGCUCGUUCGAGAGCGACGUCGCCGCGGCGACCUCGUGCUACGGCGGCGGGAAGCGCGGCAGCCUGAUGGAGGCGUCCCUCGCCUCGCUGCGGGCGGAGGGGCCCGCCGACGGGGACGACGAGGGGCCCGAGAACUUCUCCGACUCCAUGAGCGACCAAACGGACCCCGAGGCCCGUGGCGGGGUGGGCUUCUUCUUCGCGGAUGAGACACGGCUGGAGGAUGAGAUGGCUCAACGCAGGGCUGCUCUGUUGGAGAAACAGCAGAAGAGGGCGGAGGAGAUAAAGAAACGCAGAGAGCAAGAGAGAGAGGCCAGGCCCCCCUCCUCCACAGAGGAGCUGCGGGCUCCCUGGGCGGAGGACCGUCCGCGGCUCCCCUGCACGCCGCCCCAGGAGGGCACGCCCCAGCGGCGGGGGGAGUUCACGCGGCGGGAGUAUGAGCGCCGGCAUCAGCUGAAGAUCAUGGAGGAGCUGGACAAGGUGCUGAGGCAGAAGCCCAGCAGCGCCCGGGGGAGGAAGCAGAGGCCCAAAACUGUCUUCCACGAUGACUCCGCCCUGUCCCGCAGCCCCGGCAAGGGCUUCAUGGGCUCAAAACUCAGCAAAGUGUACUCCCACUCGUCCCUCAACCUGUCCAGCAUGGCCAAUGACACCAGCAGCAACAAGAUCAACAAGUCACCCAGCCGGCCUCAGUCGCCCUCAAGGCUGAUGUCACCCAGCCGAUUGGCCAAUCAGAACGGAGAGAAAGACUGGGAGAACGCCUCCACAGCCUCCUCCCCUGCGUCCAUUCCGGAAUACACGGGGCCCAAACUCUACAAGGAGCCGAGUUUUAAGUCCAACAAGUUCAUCAUCCACAACGCCCUGUCCCGCUGCUGCCUGGCUGGGAAGGUCAACGAGCAGCAGAGGAGCAAGAUCGUGGAGGAGAUGGAGAAGUGCACCUCCAACCACUUCCUGAUCCUGUUCCGUGACUCCAGCUGCCAGUUCCGGGCGGUGUACACCAUGAACCCGGAGACGGGGGAGAUGGUGCGCCUGACGGGGAUCGGGCCGCGCGUGAUCAGCGCCGCCCUGGUGGAGUCCAUCUACAAGUACAGCUCCGACCGCAAGCAGUUCACCGCCAUCCCGUCCAAAACCAUGAGCAUGAGCGUGGACGCCUUCACCAUCCCCGGCCACCUGUGGCACAGCAAGCGGCCUGGCACCCCGAAAAAACCCAGCACCCCAAAAUAGCAGUCUGGGCACCCCCGUCUGCCUACUGUGGACUACAGGUCUUGUCUCAGUUUGGCCCGGGUAGAGUAGAGGACUCUGAACACUAUGGAAGUACCCGGGGGAGCUGCUAGGGGGCGCUAAAGGAGCAGCAUUUCUCCUCUUGGUCUCUCUCUCUCUGUCUCCAUCCCUUAUCCACGGAUGCUGGUGGCAGACUCAUUUCCUGUUCCACACACUGUCCGACUUCCUGUCUGCCCCGUCCCCCACCCCCGCAUACCCACAACGGAGAAGAAAAGAAAGAAAAAGAAAUUCAGUCUUCUCUCAGAGCCAUCUGGUGCCCUUGUGGGAAGCAUUACAUUUAAUUCUUUUGUAGAACGUCUGUUUCCUUACAUUUUACUGGAUAUAAGCAAAACAGGGCUUUUGGCCUGAUCUGUCAUCUCACCACACACACUCACACGCACACACACACCGACACACACACACACACACACACACGUGAAUGCCAAAACUCAUACAUAUGAACACAUGCACCCAUGCCCCUACACAACCUCACAUACAAAUACACUCGCACACACACACAA